Molecule: messenger RNA, 1572 nt
Organism: Dictyostelium purpureum
Lineage: Eukaryota; Evosea; Eumycetozoa; Dictyosteliales; Dictyosteliaceae
Exons: 4
Coding region: 199-1500 (433 amino acids)
Cellular component (GO): lysosome
Molecular function (GO): cysteine-type endopeptidase activity
Source: RefSeq, a predicted model, not a curated record
GUGAUAUUAUUAUUAAUAACAAAAAAAAUAAUUUUAUUAUUCUUUCACCACUCCAACUUUGUUAAAUAAAAAAUAAAAAAAAGAUAUUUAAAUAACAAUAAUAAAGUCAAUAAAUAAUAAACUAGAUAUUUAUAAACAAAACUAUCUAUAUAAAACAAAUCAAAUAUAUCGAAUAUAUAGCAAUAAUAUUAAUAAAAAAUGAGAUUAUAUUUACUUCUCAUUUUAAUAUUAUGUAUUACAAGAUAUGCAUAUGCACAAGAUUUUUCAGAAAAGGAAAAAACAAAAUUAAUAGGAAAUUUUAAUAAUGUUAGAUCAACUGUUACUCCAAAAAUAUUAGGAACAUACAAUACAAUGUCAUGGGAUUCAACAUUAUAUGCAAAUGCCUUUGCUCAAGCCCAAACAUGUCAAAGAAUUUCACAAUACUCCCAAAAGGGAAACAGUGGAGCAUAUGGUGAAUCAUUUUUAAGAUUCAAUAGUGAACCAUCUCCAAACGAUGUUGUUGAUGGAUUAUCAGCAAAUAAACAAUAUUAUAAUUAUGAUGAUACCUUCUGUAAUGGAGACCAUGAUUGUACACCAUAUACCAAUAUUAUUUGGAAUAAUACAAAUCAAGCAGCAUGUUCAAAAAAUAAUUGUGGUGAUAAUUGGUAUGUUGUUUGUAAUUUUGCUCCAGUAGGUUCAUUUUCAGGUGUUAAACCAUACAAUGCAAGAUUCCACGAUAGUUUAUCAUUAAUGAGCUAUUCAAACGAAAAUACUUUAUUGAAUUUAAAUCAAAGAUUAAAAGUAAAAGAUAGUGAACAUAUUUAUACUGUUGGUGUAAAUAAUGUAGGCUCAUAUGAUUGGAGAGAUCAAGGUGUUGUUGGUUACCCACAAGACUCUGGAAAUUGUGCAGCAGGUUGGGCAUUUACUGCUGUUGGUGUUUAUGAAUCAAGAGCCGCCAUGAGAAGUAAAAAAAGAUAUGAAUUAUCAGAACAACAAGUUAUUGAUUGUAUUAAUAAUGUACCAAAUCCAUAUUAUCAAGUUUCAAACUAUACUAGAUGUAGUAGAUUAAGUGGUGACUUAAACAAAGCUUUAAUUUAUAUUCAACAAAAUGGUAUUCAAAACUCUGUUACAUAUCCAUAUGUUGGUGAUAGAGCCUCAGCAUGUACCUUUAACUCUAGUAAUAUUGUUGUUCAAGGUGGUGACAUUGAAUACAGUGAUGUUGGUAGAGAUAGUAUCAUUGAAAAAUGUCGUGAUCAAGGUCCAGUUGGUGUCGGUAUUUAUGUUACCGAUGACUUUUUAAGAUACUCUGGUGGUAUUUUCUUCUGUAACAAUACCAAUAUCAAUAACAAUGCUAUCAAUCAUAAUGUACUUUUGGUUGGUUAUAACCAAGAUAACAACUAUUAUAUUAUUAAAAAUAAUUUUGGUCGUUCAUGGGGUGAAAACGGUUUUGCUAGAAUAAGUGCUGACUAUGACAAAGAUUGUUUAAUUUCAAGAAAUCCUGCCUAUUCUGUUCAAAUCUAAAAUCAUUAAAAAAGAUAAAAAAAAAAUAAAAUAAAAAAAAUAAACAAAAAAAAAACUUUAUAUUAUUAUUAA